Molecule: messenger RNA, 12661 nt
Organism: Phasianus colchicus (ring-necked pheasant)
Lineage: Eukaryota; Metazoa; Chordata; Aves; Galliformes; Phasianidae
Source: RefSeq, a predicted model, not a curated record
CCGCGCCGUGGGGGGCGACGGGGCAGCGCAGCCCUCGCCGGGCACCGUCCGCGUUUUCUCGAGGCGCCCUCUCCGCCCUUCCCCGUUUCCCCUCUCCCCGGUACGCGGCGAUACCGAUCUCUUUCCCCGGCGACCCGUGAGCCGGGCGCAGCCUCGCGACCUCCAUUUCCCCCCGGCCCCGUUAGAAGCGCCGCCGCUGCCGCGCGGCGUUCCGGCAUCCCCCGGCGGGCAGCCCGAGGGGCGGUCCGGCAGCGCCCCGCGACCCGUCUCCCCCGCGGCAGGUUGCUGGGGCUGGAAAAUGGAGGGCGGCGGCGGCGAGCGGCCCGCCGUGCGCUGGGGACGGCUCCGUGCACUUCCUGUAAUGGUGGUGCUGAAAGUGAUGAGCUGCUCGGCUCAGCCGCCGCCGCGGGGAGCGGAACGUCCUCGCUGCUCGCGCUGGGUGCGUGCCGCUCACCGGCAUUGUCAGCUGCGGCUUUCAAAGCGACACGGGGAAAGAAGGGCUUUCUUGGCAGCGGUGGGAAGCAGCCAUCCUUCCGCCUCUAGAACUGGAGGUGGGGAUGGCUGUGCCCCCUGGUUAGGGCACUGGAUCAGAGCUAUCAGAAGGCGUUCGCAGUCCAGGCGAGGCCUAGGGGUCCCCUUCUGUUUCUUUCCCUCUUCAGAGAAAGAAGAGAAAGAUGCGUUUAUUCACGUUUUUUCAACUUGGGAGUAAGGGUUGGUGGUACAGGCAGCAUAAUUUGCACUUGAUUGCUAUCUUAAAUGAAUGCAGCAAGGCUUGCUCUAAGGCCAGAGUCACAUUCGUUCUCUGUGAUUUAUAAAUCCCCUUGAAUCUUUUGUUGCUGCCUGAAACCAAUUUAUGGGGCCCUGACCCAGGGAUACGCUGCCCUGGCUGUAUUUUUUGUGCUGUGCACCAUUUUCUUUGAUGUUUCUGUGCGAGCGUUGCCUUUGUAGCAAACUCCUUUGGAGCUCUACUUGCAUCUUGCCUGGUGUGAAGAACGCUUCUCUGCUAUGUCUGCUGAGUCUGUGCUUUUGCACAUAAUAAAAAGGGAAUAUUGAAAUCGAUGCUGUUAUUUGCGAGCAGGGUCACUGUGCUAGAGCUGCCAAGCUCACAGAGCCCACCCAAGGAGAGGCAGAGAUGGGAGCAGCGCUGAGCAGCGCUCCAGGCUGUGGGAUGCAGAUGUGCAGAGGGAUGUGGAUGUGCGGCAGGUAUCUGCCCCGGGCCCAGCACCUCAGGAGGCAGCAGGCAGCUCUGUGCUUUGCUCAGCACUGGGGUAGGAAUUGAGAAGCAGCAGCACAGCAGCUGAGAAUGCCAGUGGAGAAAACAGUGCGUGCGUUCCUGUGGUCAGGAGCACUUGCGGCCACGUGUGCUGUGCUGGGUGCGGUUCUGCAAGAAGUGACUGCGCUGAGGCUUCCGGCAUCCAAGCAGUUCUUCUCACUCCUCCACAUCUUCCUGUUGCUCCUUGCCAUGUGUUCAGGUCCCAUUCAAACCCUGCUGAAGACAGCUAACAUAAAUGGACGCUGAACCAAGCGCGGUGUUGCUGGCUGAGGUUCCCCUCGUGUUGCUGGCUGUGUCAGCUCCUCGCUGAGCUGCGAGGGAGGCAGUGCUGGCUCAGCGCCUUGGCAGGGUCUGCUGUGCCUCCCGUGCUCCUCCGACUGGGGACGCUGGCUGAUGGCAGGGGACUGAUGGGCGUCCUGCGGCUGAGGCUGUUUGAUCAGUGGGGCUGGCGAUGGCGGUUUUACCAAGAAGUGGUUUAGUCACUAGCAGUGUCAUGGGGGAUGCUAGGAAACCCUUUUCUCGACUGGUACAAACAGAGGAGAGUUCUGUGUUAGUGGUGUGAUGGUUGGUUUUGUUUUUGUUUUGUUGCCAAAUAACAAACUUGAAAGGUUUUUUUCUUCUUCUCAAAAGCACAAUCUGUAUCUUCAACUAAUUCAUAAAAAUACCCAAAAUAUUCAUAAAACACUGUAAGCAGUAUUUACCUUACACUCAAAUGCUACUGUAUAAAAUGGAAAGAAUAAAACGUUAAGUUUCUGAAGUUUAAAUUUCUCUUUUAUUUUGUUGUAUUGAAAAUAGACUGCACUGUUCUCCUUCUGCUUGUUUCAUUUUCUUUCUGUUUGACUUGAUUUGUUUUUAUUUUUUUUUGUCUCUUUGCAUGGAGAAGUGAUACCACUAUGCUAUUGAUACGUUAAGAUAAAUGGAAAUAAAUUCAAAGUUUCUGGAGAAAAUUAUGUAAGGACUUAUUUGUGCUUUUGCAUGACUGACACAUUAAACUAUUUUUUUUUCCUAACAAGCAGUGAAAAGCCUGUGGACUUCACCAUGCAAAGACUUGUGGAUAUGACUAAUUUUCUGCACAUGUGCAGUCUCACGAGCAUGCUUGCAGAAGGCUUUCUGGGGUCACAGCAGCGCUGCUUCAUCUUGGAGUGUUUUUGCUUGGCUGUGAUCGAGCUGCCAUGGGCCUGGACCUGGAAGUGCUUGCCAGAAAAAGGCUGAAACACAGAGAAGGAUGCCUGUGAAAUACUAUUUUCUAGGAACUACCAGCAUUGCAUUCAUGAAAGCUGAUUGCAGUUUUAAAGCAGUUUCACACCUUUUACCUUGAGGAGACUUUGAAACAGCUUUUUCAAAGUUUGGCUUUCCUGAGCUGGGGACGGGAUUGGCUGGAGAUCUUUUGGUCUAAGCAAAUUGAGUGCAAUUUUCUUUUAACCAUGUAACAAAGAAUAGGUACUGAUUGCUUGCCAAACAAUGUUUCCCCUCAGGGAUUCCAUACAAUUUUAGGAAAGAACAAAGCCAGCAUUUCUAGUGUUUAACUUGAUGAGAAUCAUCCUGGGGUUUGGCACGUUAAAAAGCAAAGUGCGUCACAAGUCAAUUUGGCACUUUCUAAUGCCAUCAGUAAUACUCAUUUCCACAUCACUGAACUUACUCUGCUUCCAUCUUUCCCUCACCACAAAUCUCUUUAACUAAAAGAUUUGAGGCUCUUUUUGGUUAUUUCUGUAUUCUUUUCAGCCUGGCUCCCUCUAGGAGUGGAUACAGAAGGCAGCUCAAAGACUGCCAUGGAGUGCCUCCCUGAAUUCUCAAGAGGCAUCCUUGGAAGGAGGAAGCUUGUUUUCUUGGAGUUACCCAACAAAAUGCCUUUUUCCCCAACACCUAGAGGGAAGCAGUGCUAUGGAAGAGAGCUUGUCUGUGCCAAGAACCUGUUUGCUGGCACUGUUCUAAAAGAAACACCUCCCCUUUUCUUCCUCCUUUUCAUGUGUAAACCAGGCUGUGAAAGCAUGUUGUUCAUGUAGUCUCAAAGCUGUUCCUACCUGCAAUUUUCCUUUUAUCCACUUGAGCUCGUUCCUCAGAAGUGGUUCGUACUUGUGAUACUGGAGGUUUCUGAAAUGAUCCCUGUAUGAAAAACAGCCACCCUUAGGGAAGGAGGGAAGAGUUAUUUGUUCCUCAGAUUUUUUUUCCUUGUCUGAGACCACUCGGUGAAGCAGAAGAAAUAGCCAGGCUCUAGGUGUGUGGCAUCCAGCAGUCGGUGAGGGUAGCAAUCGCCUUUAUUCCCUGCGGUCCUGCAUUUUGUGUUGUCUGAUCCAUAGAAGAAGUGGCCCAGUUCUUGUGACCUGUCUUGUACCUUCUUAGCGUUAAGAUUGAGCUCUCACUGUAUGUGAUCUCGCUGUUCAUCAAAGUUGGGCAUCUCAGGUGUUCUGUCUCACGGAGGUCUGCCUUGAAGGCUAGGAAGCUGCAGUGGAAGAUUUCUUUGACCAAAGAGUGGACGUAACAAAUAAAUGUUAUUGCUACCCAUUGUUGUCAAAUGGCUUUUAAAACUGGAAAAAAAGACACAAUUCCCAUACCAGAGUUUUAAACAGCCAUAAUAUAAAUCUCUUUCUCCUCACUUGCUCAGAGCUGUUCUGUCUGGGUUGUGUCUCUGUAUUUCCUGAAUGCUGAGAACACGUGUGGGUCCCCAUGCAGGUGUCCCUUGCUGUGUUGGAUGCAUUGCCUCUGUUGCCCGCAUGGAUCUGGCAGACAUGAAGAGAUUGUUGGUAGGCAGUGUCCCUGAGCAUCUGCUGGAUAGAUCCAUUAGGUGAAGAUUGGCCCAAUGGCAAUUUUUUGUAGCCUUUCCAGUGAAGCAGCAGGGCAGGCUCUUUCCUGCCCCCACACAAUUAAAUGACUGUAAAGCUUCAGACAAGAUGCAAAGAAUGAAGUCCAAGGGGAAAACAAAAACCAUGCUAGUCAGCACUGAGAUAAGUUUUCUCUAUAAAGUUGUUCGCAUUGCCCUUGGGUUCUGCAGGAGACGGGGCUGCCACACCUUAGGUGUUUUCAAGCCUGGCUAAUGCCGUAGAUGCCAGCGUGCCCCUAAAAGCAGUGUUGGUUUGUUGGCUUGGUUUGGGUAGGCUUUGUUUGAAGAACUUCAUUUUUGCUGCAGCACUUUCCAACUUCUGAUUAUAGCUGUAAGGAGAAAACAUUGCAGGUGGUGUCUGUGUGAUGUAUGUUCUUCAGCCAUCACAGCAGGGGGAGAAAGGGACACUUACACGCUUCCAGUUGGUGUGAGAUCUCAAUGAAGAGUGCCUGUGCCUGCAAUAGCCCAGGUGUGAGCUUGCAGGAGCUGUGUACUGGGGACAGAGAAUGUUCAGUAACCUUGUAGUACUUUAAGGUCAAAAGAGACGCUGGUCAUGCCAAGGAGAUCUUGUGUGUGCUUUUAGGUGUGUAUGUACAAAGUUGAUCUUUAGCAUCUUUUGUCAACAAAAAGUAUGGGUUGUGUUAAAUACAAUGAUUAAAAAAACCCUAAGCUUAUACAACAGUACUUUGCUAGUCACUGAAAAUAACCUUUUGGUUCAAAAGCUGCUUCUGUGCAUAUUAAUAUUUUAUACAGAAGUAUUAUGUAAUAGACAUUUUGUCAUCUCUGCAGUCGUGCACAGAGGAGCACAUUAUCCAGCUUGUGUCAUUCUGGUUGUUCAGCAUAAAUUUGCCUAAACCAAAAGCUAAAAAACUAAACCAAAGCAAAUGUCAAUGAAUAGUUUUUUAAAAAGUCCAUCUUGCAUAUCUGUAUGUGGGGUUCUGUGUACAAACCAUGGAAAGGUAGUACAGGAAUCAGGAUCAGAUGGUCACUGUCUGAAAACAUGAGUGAGAAGUGGGAAAGGUAAUGAGUGUCCAUUCAAGCUCUGUUGUGGUCACAGACACUUUCUGCAUGCGUUAGCAAUUGCUUUCAUCAAGGAUGCACAGAGGAACCAGACUUCACGCUUAGUCUGACUGGUGUUUAAAAAUACAACCUCACAAAUCUACAUAGAGUUCCUCUUGGUGGCUGCCAUCCAACUUACUUUCUGUCUAAUUAAGUUAAGAAAUAAUACUUGAGCUACCUUAGCCUGAAAGAGGAACUGACAAAAGGAACACGAAACUUUUUAUGCGUUUGAGGUUUUUCUUCUGUCUUAACUCAUUGGCGUUGUUAGUAGAGGGAAAGGGAAGACAGAUUCAGUAGUUCUGCUCCCCACCUCUCCUGUCUCUCUGACAACAACUGCACUGGCCCCUGGAAUGAGGAAGGAGUGGAAGGCAGAUACACAGGGCUGCAGGGCUGGGUGCUCAGUGUGAGUGCUCCAGUGGGCAGCAGUUAGCAGAGGGUCUGAUAAGGGCAGUGAAGAGGAGUUGCUCUUGGGAGCAAGAGUAAGCUGAGACACAGGUGUAUGGAUAAAAUGGGAACGUGGAAACUGUGGUGGUUUGGACAAGACUCUAGUGGUUGCAAGUCAUGGUUAUGUUUUGUAUUUGUUUGGUCUUAGUGUGAUUUGAUUGAAGAUGUACCUAGAUAGAAAGGUGAAUUAAUGAGGUUCUGUAUUAGCAUCAGUUGGUUUAACCAAAAUGAAUUUUUUUAAAGGAACUGCUGAGCCGUGUUGUGGUAGAACAGGAAUGGUAAAACAUACAUGAGAAUCAGAAAAUAGAAACACCAAACAGGCAUUUCGAAAUGCAAAAGAUAAUAGCAACAGUGUGGCAAAGGCAAGGAGAGGGUAGAAUCAUUGAGGUAAAUGUGAGUUAAUGUAAAAGAAAAUCUUGAAGCAUUAGAUUGUGCAUAAUCCUCUGCAUGUGCAAGGCAUCCGGGUGCUGCUCAUGCUGGGGGUCAGGCCUUCUCCAGCAGCAAGGCUGUGUGUUCCUGUCUGGGUGGCCAACUUCUGCUAAGUGAAACUAGUCCGGAAGUGUAUUGCAAAGCAGUAUAGACCUGUGUGUAGACUUACGCAUCCAUUACAGCAUGUUUAGCUGGCACCUGAAGGCUUGUAUGCUGGACUGAUAAGAACCUAGCUUUACCCCCACCAUAUCUGUGCUGUGAAGCUGCAGUGUCUGUGUGCAGGGCAGCCCAGAGCUGCAGGCUGGCAGGCAGCAUGUGGGCAGUGGGGCAAGGACAGACACAGUGCUGCUCCUCCAUUUCCUCUCCUCCCAUCGCUUCCUCCAUCUUGGGGCUUCCUCAACAGCUGCUUGCUGACUGAGCUUGUAAGGUCUUGUACUUAGCCUGCUGUGCAGUAAAGGAUAUAACACUAGAGCUGCCAUUGGCAGCCCCCACUCCUGCUGCCUGAGUCAGUGAGUGGGCUGCUCGCAGCACCAGAGCAUCCUGCCUGCUUGCCCAGUGGGUCUUGUUUUGCUGUGUCUUAUCGCCUUCCUGGCUCUGGAAUCAGCAGGAGAGGCACGAAAAAGAAGGGGCGGAUGGUGGGGAGCUCCUGAAGUGAAGAGGUGACAUGGGAAACACUGCAGCAGAGCUCAGGUGUGGGCUGUGAUCUGUGGGGUCGGAGCAGAAGCAGGGUUCCUGGCCUGGCUGCAGCAGGCUGCUCACCCCACUGCCUGCCUGCUGCCCCGGGCCUGUGCUUCACCCAGGCACAGCUGGGGAGCGGGUGGGGGCCUCUGGAGCAGCGGGGUGGCCUCUGUCAGCUGGAGUGGGUUGUGAAACCUCUCUGGGAGAUAGCAGCAGAAUCUGGUAUUUAUCUGGUUGGGUUACAUGCUGCUUUCGACAAUGCUUCUGGAGUAGGUUUCUGCACUGGCUUGGGGGUUUUCUUCACUCGUUGUAGCGUGACAUUUUUCCUGUGUGGCGGCUUGUUGUUUGUCUUUCUCAUGCAGCAACAAGGGAGGAAGAUGGCAUUUUAACCAAAGCGACUGUCAAAUGUUGGCUGCUGGUUGGGCACUGGGAGAUGUGUGGAACUGAGAAUUACUCAGUUGUGAAACUCAACAUCGUAAUGAGUGAAACUGCUUCAUUUGUAGUUAUUUUAUUAACUGUGUUAUCUUCCUCAAGAUCUGUACUUCUUUCCCAAAAUACUGUGACUUCUCUCACUUUAUUUUUUUUUUUAACAGAAUUCACAAUAAUUUGGUCUGCAAUUGUGUCAUCUGAUUUCCUUUUAUCACUGUGCAAGCAGCGAUUGUUUCUCUACUAAGCACAAGAGAAGUAGUGCUUUUAUUAGUGGAAAAAAACGUUUGAGUGACUGCACAAAUGGAGCUGCACAUUAGCUGCAGCGUAUAGGAAGGACAUGGUGUGUGGUGGUGGCACGUGCUGUGCUAGAGGUGCCCAGUGGCUGACGGGGUGAUGCCAAGUCAUGCCUGGCGAUUUAUACAGCAUUUCCUAUUUUAGUAUUAGUAUUUUCAUUUCUUUAACCAAAAUCUUAUUCUUGAGUGGUUUUUCUUGUGAUUUGUUUCCUUCCACCUCUCCUCCAGGUAUGUUCCAAUUUGUGUGUUUCUUCUGUCCUGGAAGGGGGACGAGGCUAGUGGUGGACCUGAGCAGGCUUUCAGAUUGAAAUAGAACUCAUCUGCGAGGGCUUUCCUUCUCUUCAUGCUGCACUGUUGCGGUCCUGGUGCUUAGCCUCUGCCGACACUCUCCUUAAAGGUUGAUGUGUUUUCCAAAAACACAGUGCUCUUGCUUUGGCAGCGGGAACUGCCUUUGCCUUCUGUUUUCAAGAGCAGAUUGUUGCCUUUGGCAUGGCUGCAGAGGAGAGGCUGAGGUAUGGCAAACCCUUCUGCUGUGGAUCUGUGACCUCGCAGGAGAGGUUACGGAAACAGCCAAGGGGAACGGCCCCACGGCCGUCAGAGCAUUCUCUGUCAGAGCUCAAGUACGCUCCAAAGGUCUGUCCUGAAACUGCUCACUGCAGAUGUUUGUGUUCAGUCAGGGCUUUUUUUCCCAUGUAUUUAAAAGCAACAAACUCUGAAGCCUCUGUUUCUGGUACUGCAAAGAAAGCACGUUCUCCCAAGAGACCACUUGGCCACUUUGCAAUCCCCAGCCCCUCUGAUGAAGGGAAAGGAAAGCCCUUGUAGUUUCUGCCCUGUAAUUUCCUGGUGUUCUUGACAGCACUUUCCCAUCUCCUUAUGCAGGUCCCCGUGUGCAGCAGGGCCUGGCGCAGCAGCUCCCUGCAGGCUGCAAGGUGGGCUGUGCUGGGAGUGCAGCGGCUCUGGGUGCUGGCUGUGAAGCGACAUUGACACACCUAGCAGCUUGCUCCAUGUUUGCUGAUUGGAAGCAAUUACUGUAAAAUACUUGAUUUAUAAUGAGGUAUACUUAAAAAGUGGCAAAUGAAAAUAAAUACUCAUGAAUAACGUGCCGACACGUGGCUGCUGGCUUUGCUGAAGUGCUGCUUUCUGUCCAUGGACUCCGCUCAGCCUGAGCAGCUGGAGGGGACCAGAAGGCAACUCAUUUAGGAUAUUUUUGAAAUUAUUAAUAUGAGGGUGUGCUUAGCCUUCCCCAGAGGCCAGGGGUUGUGGUAAGAGGAUGACUAAUGCACCACUUCUGUGUCGUAGAGCAGUGUUUCUGUGACUCCCCCUCCAAUAGCUGUACCUUACUUGUCCGCUUUGAUUCACAUCUGUUUGUUUUUGCAGAGGAAGCAUCCGUGGCACUCCUCAACAUGAGCCAGUGACCAACAGCGCCUGGUGUGGUGUCACCAGAGCCUUCUGGAGCCACAGCUCAGCCCAGCUGCAGCCAGAGGAGGGAGGAGGAAAGCACAGCCUGGUCAGGAAUGUUUACCCUUGCAGAAGUUGCAUCGCUCAAUGACAUCCAGCCAACCUAUCGUAUCUUGAAACCAUGGUGGGAUGUAUUUAUGGAUUAUCUAGCGGUUGUGAUGUUAAUGGUUGCCAUUUUUGCUGGAACCAUGCAAUUGACCAAAGACCAGGUGGUCUGCUUGCCAGUUUUGCAGUCUACUAUAAACUCAAAAGCACAACCCAGCACAUCAGGGAAGGCUGACUUUACCACUGUUGAAACAACCACUGGUCAAGGAGAAGAAGCAUCAAUGAGAACGGUUUCUUUUGGAAGUGCCCCUACUGUAACACCUGAUGUACCUCUGAGCAGAGCUACCUCUCCUCAGUAUCAACCCACUGAAUCAAGUCAGGAGGUGAAGAAGGAGCAGAAGGAUUCUUCAGGCCGCAAAACAAAUUUGGAUUUUCAGCAAUAUGUAUUUAUUAACCAGAUGUGCUAUCAUUUGGCUCUUCCUUGGUAUUCAAAGUAUUUUCCCUAUCUUGUUCUCAUCCAUACCAUUAUUUUAAUAGUCAGUAGCAAUUUUUGGUUCAAGUAUCCCAAGACCUGCUCAAAAAUUGAGCAUUUUGUGUCCAUAUUAGGGAAGUGCUUUGAGUCCCCCUGGACUACAAAAGCACUGUCUGAAACAGCAUGUGAGGACUCUGAGGAGAACAAACAGAGGUUAACUGGUGCCCAGUCCCUGCCCAAGUACGUUUCCACUAGCAGUGAUGAAGGAAGCCCAAGUGCCAGCACCCCCAUGAUAACAAAGUCUGGCUUCAAAUUUUCAGCUGACAAGCCAAUGAUUGAAGUUCCCAGUGUCACUAUUUUAGAUAAAAAAGAUGGAGAACAAGCCAAAGCACUGUUUGAGAAAGUCCGUAAGUUCCGGGCUCACGUGGAGGACAGCGAUCUGAUUUACAAACUCUACGUUGGCCAGACUAUCAUCAAGACUUUUAAGUUCAUAUUUAUUCUCUGCUAUACUGCAAACUUUGUCAACACCAUUAGUUUUGAACACAUCUGCAAUCCAAAAGUGGAACACCUGAUUGGCUACACGCAAUUUGAAUGUACGCACAACAUGGCUUACAUGUUGAAGAAGCUGCUUAUCAGCUAUAUUUCUCUCAUUUGUGUCUAUGGUUUUAUCUGUCUUUACACACUCUUCUGGCUGUUCCGAAUACCCUUAAAAGAAUAUUCCUUUGAAAAGGUCAGAGAAGAGAGUAGUUUCAGUGAUAUUCCCGAUGUCAAAAAUGACUUUGCGUUUCUUUUGCAUAUGGUAGAUCAGUACGACCAGCUUUAUUCUAAAAGGUUUGGUGUCUUCUUGUCAGAGGUAAGUGAGAACAAACUACGUGAAAUUAGUUUAAACCAUGAAUGGACUUUUGAAAAGCUGCGGCAACACGUUUCCCGCAAUGCCCAGGAUAAGCAAGAAUUGCACCUUUUUAUGCUAUCGGGGGUCCCUGAUGCAGUCUUUGAUCUGACGGAUCUGGAUGUGUUAAAACUGGAGCUGAUUCCUGAAGCGAAAAUCCCAGCAAAAAUCUCCCAGAUGACAAAUCUUCAGGAGCUUCAUCUGUGCCACUGCCCUGCAAAGGUCGAGCAGACUGCCUUCAGCUUCCUCCGGGACCAUUUGAGAUGCCUUUAUGUAAAAUUCACAGAUGUCGCAGAAAUUCCUGCGUGGGUGUAUUUGCUCAAAAACCUCCGAGAAUUGUACUUGAUAGGCAACUUGAACUCUGAAAAUAAUAAAAUGAUAGGGCUUGAGUCUCUCAGAGAGUUGAGACACCUUAAAAUUCUCCAUGUGAAGAGCAAUUUGACCAAAAUCCCCCCCAAUAUCACAGAUGUGGCACCACAUCUGACAAAACUGGUCAUUCAUAAUGACGGCACUAAGCUUGUGGUACUGAAUAGCCUUAAGAAGAUGAUGAAUGUUGCGGAGUUGGAGCUGCAGAACUGUGAACUGGAGAGAAUUCCUCAUGCCAUCUUCAGCCUCUCUAACUUACAGGAACUGGAUUUAAAAUCAAAUAGCAUACGCACAAUUGAAGAAAUCAUCAGUUUCCAGCACUUAAAAAGAUUGACUUGUUUAAAGCUGUGGCACAAUAAAAUAGUCAACAUUCCCUCCUCCAUUACCCACGUAAAGAACUUAGAGUCUCUUUACCUCUCCAAUAACAAACUCGAAUCCUUACCAGCCGCAGUGUUCAGUUUACAGAAACUUAGAUGUUUAGAUGUAAGCUACAACUCAAUUGCAGUGAUUCCAGUGGAAAUAAGUUUGCUUCAAAAUCUGCAGCAUUUUCACAUCACAGGAAACAAAGUCGACCUUUUGCCAAAACAGUUGUUUAAAUGCGUUAAAUUGAGGACUUUGAGUCUGGGACAAAACUGUAUUACCUCAAUCCCAGAUAAAGUUGGUCAACUGUUGCAGCUGACUCAUCUGGAACUGAAGGGAAACUGCUUAGACCGUCUGCCAGCCACGCUGGGGCAGUGUCAGCUUCUCAGGAAAAGUGGGCUUGUCGUGGAAGAUCACCUCUUUGACACUUUGCCCUUGGAAGUUAAAGAGGUAUUGAACCAAGACACAAGCAUUCCCUUUGCUAAUGGGAUUUAAGCUGAGGUGAAAUGCUCAAGUAGCUAACUUCCAAACAGUAAAUGCUAAGAAGUGUGGCUAUUGUAAGACCAUGCGUUUUUAGAAAGCAGAUUUCCUUGGAAGGCAAGACUACUAGCAGGAUUGUAAGAGAUGUAACCGAGUGUUCAAUGUUUGCAGUGUUUUAAAAAGAUUAUUUCCAAAAUUUUUGAGAGGAUAAAAAGAACCUUAAUAAUCUCAAUUCUUUUUUCCUUAAAUUGUUUGUAACUUGGAUGCUGCCGCUUUUGAAUGUUUACAAAUUUGCUUGCCUGCUUAAAGUAAAUGAUUAAAUUGAUGACCUUUUCUUACUAUGCAAGUUAUUCUUUAAGGUCUGGAUUUACUUUAGUGCAUUGUGGGAGGAAAAACAGAGAUAAGUGUUGUAUAUGGGAUGGUUCUAACAGCACUUGAAACACACGCUGGUGUGUUGCUAAUGUUUAGCUAUUCUCUGCAAAUGAAGCCACCAUUUUCCUGCACUAAGGUAUGUGGUUUGCAUGGGGCCAAAUGUGUUUGCCCUCAUUCUUCAUUCUGAAGGCCUCAUGGUUUUGGAUGAGAUUUGUCUAUGACUUAGUGUGACCCCUUCAGAGCUGCGAGGACCUGUCCUGUUCCACAGCUCCUCUACCCCAGCUUCCGUAAGGCUCCUUUGUCCUGAGUAGCAGGGAGUGAUAAAAGGGAGAGUAGUGCUACUGGCCUUCCAAGUUGGGGAUAGUUUUGAUGUUUGAACUGUUCUGCACGGUAACUUCUGAGAGUCAUUAAACAGCAGGUGACUUUAUUGCUGGUGUUUUGCUUCUCUUCAGAGUUUCAAUCUGGGAAACUCGAGACGUUUUACAAGAGUCAGUGAUUAUUUUGUUUCACAGCCCUUGCCUAGGAACAGGGUUGUCUGCUCUAUUUUCCAGACUAAUGACAGAGACUUAGAAUUACCCAAACAUGAUUUAGCUUUAUUACCUAUUGUAGCAUAUCUUCCACACAUAGACUUUAACUGUAGGAUAUCCUUAUCCCAGCCCUAGUAAUUUGAUAUUUUUGAACAUUUAUGCACUGUUAGAGAUCCCUAAAUGUGUGCCAGAUGAGUCAUCAAAUAAAGAAAAAAAGCAGACAGCGGUGUGGGAUUUUUUUGUUUGGUUGAUUUUGGCGAUGUUGUUUU